AUGAUUAAUUCAAUUAAAUGUGAACAAAUUAUUAAUGAACUCAAUCUUGAUUUAAAAGAAACAUUAUUUCCUGUUACCUGGGCUACUGUUAAAGGUACAUGCUACAAAAUCAAUAGCAUACUAACUCAAGAUAUUAUUGAAGAUAAUAACAAUUUCAAAUUUAUUUCUGUCAAAAAAAUAUAUAUAUAUAUUUACAGUUCUGAUAAAAUCAUUUUUGAAUUUAUUCCAUUUAUUACUUUAUGCUUUAAUAAACAUGUCUGUGCCUUCGAAGUGAAAUUCGAUGAAUUUGUAGAUGGUAAUAAUUUUAUUUUCCAAAAUUCUAUAAUUUCUCCUAUACCAAAUCAUAUAAAUAUUACUGCAGAUGGAACUAAGUAUAUAACUUUGAGGAGUUCUCUGUAA
Molecule: messenger RNA, 399 nt
Organism: Macrosiphum euphorbiae (potato aphid)
Lineage: Eukaryota; Metazoa; Arthropoda; Insecta; Hemiptera; Aphididae
Source: the annotation of a GenBank genome assembly